AUGGAAACAUAUUUCCAGUACAAAAGAGUUCGGCAAACGGUGCAACGACACUUGUCAGAACUGAAAAAUGACUGUAGCUGCCCGGAUUACACUAUCGGGUCUCCUCAUACUACAAAAUUGAGCGUCAACCACGGCACUCUGGAGAAACCAGCUCCCACGAGCUGGACAGUUUCAGAUGACCUAAUUCUUGUGGGAUGGGAUGGACCAGAUGAUCCCUUGAAUCCUGCAAACCAGAGCACCCCGCGAAAGCUCUUCAUGACUGUCUUGGUCUCUUUGAUCGCACUUGCUGUUACUGCCGCAUCGGCGAUUGAUGCUUGUGGUGUCAGGGAGUAUAGCGAGUACUUCCGGGUAUCCGAUGUUAUUGGGUCUCUUGCAACAGGUCUUUUUCUGAUUGGGUUCGGGUUCGGCUCUCUGCUAUCAGGCCCUUUCUCGGAAACAUUUGGCCGCAACGCAAUAUACUUCAUCACUAUGCUCCUGUAUUUGAUUUUUAUCAUGGCAUCAGGGCUCGCCCCAAAUCUUCAAAGCCAUCUUAUUUUUCGAUUUAUUGCUGGCUUUUUUGCUUCUACGCCUUUAAGCUGCGCCGGCGGCACGAUUGCAGAUUUAUGGAAUCCGCUGGAGAAGACCUACGCUUUUCCUAUCUACACCAUACCGGCAUUCACAGGGCCAAUGAUCGGUCAAAUAAUGGGAAGCUAUAUUCCAGUCACACUAGGCUGGCGUUGGUUGGAGUGGAUAAUGCUCAUCAUGGGGGGCGCAGUUCUGGUUGUGGUCCUCUUAUUUCAACCUGAGACUUACGGCAAUCUUAUUCUUUUUUGGAAGGCCUCAAUCCUUCGAACGGAAACUGGGGAUGAGAGAUACAGGGCUCCAAUGGAGAUGAAACGGGAGAGCCUAGGCCAGCGUCUGAAGCUCUCCGUCUAUCGGCCUUUUGCAAUGUUUUACUCUGAACUGAUUAUCAUUCUCAUCUCCCUCUAUUUGACCAUCAUCUAUAUUGUCAUCUUCACCUUUCUAGAGGGCUAUACCUAUGUCUUCGGCGAGAUAUAUGGUAUCUCUGAGGGUCUGACUAGCAUUUGCUGGGCUGGUAUGCUAGUUGGGAUCAUGCUGGUUAGCUGUGUGGUGCCAGUGGUUUACAGCUUGACAGCAAAGGCCGCUGCUCGAGAGAAGUCCUCUACCGUUGCCCCCGAGAUGAGACUCUGGUAUACAAUGCUCGGCGGUGCACCGGCAGUACCAAUCAGUUUGUUCUGGAUGGGCUGGACCAGCAACCCAUCAAUUUCGAUCUGGUCUCCUCUCGUCGCAUCGGCUUUUUUCGGCUUCGGCAUCACGACUAUUUUCAUCGUUUCGUACAUGUACCUUAUCGAUGCCUACGAUACAUACUCGGCCUCUGCUCUAGGAUUCCUCGUGUUCACUCGAUACGUGGUUGCAGGAGGUGUGACUGUUGCUGGUGGCCCUAUUUAUCGGGCUCUCGGUGUGCAGUAUACACUCACGAUUCUCGGGUCGGUCAGUGCUGUCAUGACUCUUGUGCCCUACCUGCUGUAUAUCUAUGGACCGAGAAUCCGGAAGAACAGCAAAUACACGGUGCACAUCGACACGCAGUGA
Molecule: messenger RNA, 1590 nt
Organism: Aspergillus pseudotamarii
Lineage: Eukaryota; Fungi; Ascomycota; Eurotiomycetes; Eurotiales; Aspergillaceae
Product: MFS transporter
Exons: 4
Coding region: 1-1590 (529 amino acids)
Biological process (GO): transmembrane transport
Molecular function (GO): transmembrane transporter activity
Source: RefSeq, a predicted model, not a curated record